AUGGUUUUGCCCAAUGGCGUAGGAGUGUGUAAAGCCACGGCGCUUGUGGUAUGUUUUGCAGUAUCAGCUGAUGGACUUGAUGAACUCUUCCGCGUUAUAGAAAAAGAGGAAAGGAAAACAUAAGUGCCGCUGUGGAAUUCAUACUGUGGCAGUACGUCGUGUCGCGUCGUCAACGUUGUAAUAUGCCGACGCACAACGUCGUCAUCGAGAAAACUGCUCCGGGACAAAUUAUUUCGCUUUAACGUCUCGUUCUCUCCACAUUAAUCCGUUGUCAUCGUCAGGUUGUGUUUUGAUUCGGUAGGUCGAGUCUGUAAUUUACUUGACGGUAGUAUCGCGACGCGUUACGUGUCGUUACGCAGCUUUAACGUUACGUUACACGCUGUGUCUACGUAAACGUAACGCGUUAGCUCAGCGACGCUGCCGUUAGCAAAUUGUAAAACGGGUACGCUGGCAAAUGAUUCUUCGAAUCUGCUUCCGAGAUCCAUGAUUUCGCUGAUCCGAUGAAUCGUUUGCAGACUCGCUCAACGUGAGAGAGAGAGAAAGAGAGAGGGGCAGCAAGAAAGAGAGUGAGCGGGAGAAGGAGACGGCGCGAGAGAGGGGGAGGAAAGAGAAAGAUAGUAUAAGAGGUGAGAUGCAAUGUUAUCGUAAAUAAACAUAAGUCUGUAUCACGUAUCAUCACAAAGAUUGCGGAUUAUUGCCAUUCGUUAUUUUAAAGUAAGUGCGGAGCGCCGCGACAUUGUUGCAUCAUCGGCUCAUCGUCGUGGAUAAUCAGAUUAAUGAUCGAAUACUUAAUAUUUGGAUAAAUAUGGGAGGAGCUGUAAGUUGUGGGCAAGAUAAUGAUGAAUUAGUCGAUAAUUUAAUGGGAUCAGGAUAUAUAAGAACAAAAAAAGUGGAACAAGUUUUUAGAGCUAUAGAUAGAGCAGAUUACGUUCUGUCCGCUUAUCGAGAGGGUGCUUACAAGGACCUAGCUUGGAAACAUGGAAAUAUACAUUUAUCAGCUCCAUGUAUAUAUAGCGAAGUGUUGGAAGGACUUAAUUUAGAACCGGGGUUAAGCUUCCUGAAUCUUGGAUCGGGAACUGGCUACCUCAGCACAAUGGCAGGCAGCACAAUGGCAGGAUUGUUGAUAAAACAACAUGGAGUAAAUCAUGGCAUUGAGUUACAUGAAGAUUGUUUAAGAUACGCAUAUGAAAGAUUGGACGAAUUCAAACAAACAUCAUUAGCUUUAAACGAGUUUGAUUUUUGUGAACCUGUAUUCAUACAAGGAAAUUGUCUCAGCAUCAUACCUGGCAGGCAAUAUGACAGAGUUUAUUGUGGUGCAGGAUGUCCUGAAAGUCAUGAGGCAUUUAUUAAACAAUUUGUACGUAUUGGAGGUAUACUAGUAAUGCCUUACAAGGAUCAGUUACUACGUAUACUGAGAGUGGAUGAAAACACUUGGAUACAGAACACAAUGCUUCCCGUAUCUUUUGCGACUCUAGUCGUACCUCCGUCCUCGGAACACAAUUUGUUUCAUCUGCCGGAGUACAAUCCCUUAUCUCUACAAGAGCUUUGUCGUAGUAAAAUUCGACAUACUCUACGUAAUAAUAUCUGGUACGAGCACCCUGAACUCGAAACCGUAAAGCCUGUGUUACCAGUACAUCAGAGACCGAGUGCGCAACAACGUACCUUGAGACGUUUCGUAAUACCUAUUUUUGAAGAAUCUGAUGAAGCUUUAACUGACGAUGAGCAGGAACUUUCUGGGCGAACGCGUUUUCUACUAAAUGCUCGUCUCGCUGAUGCCCAACCCGGAGAAGCUAUCACGACAAGUUUGCAAUUGGUACGAGCGGUCUUACAUCCAAAUCAGAACAGUGAGGAUAGUGAAGAAACUCAACAAGUUUCCAACGUAUAUAACGAGAGUACUCGAGAUAUUGGUGUGAAUACGGAUUUCCCUGCACGACAGCAAAGACGGAAAUUUGCCGUAAAAAAUACUGUUUCAAGUGUAAGCGCGGACGAUACUAGCGCGGGUCACAGUUCCUCCGUAGCUACCGAUACGAACGAUAACAUCAAUGAAGUAGAAGAGCAGAGUAAAAGAGACAAGGAGAAAGCUAGCGUGGCCACAUACUCCAAUAUGAGCGACAGCAGCGACAGCGACAGCGACGCCGAACAGGAAAGCGCUUUUGUACAACGUAAAAAAAUCGCGAAGCGCGAGAAAACCGACAGCGGUAUAGUGGACGACGCAAACUUCAGCAACGACGAAAGCAGCUCCAGCUCAAGUACCAAUCACUCAGAUUCGGAUAUCACCGAUACUACGGACGCGGGCGACGCGAUGGACGUAGAUUUGCCGGAGAUCGCAAUUUACAAAUCGUGCGGCAACACGUGCCGUACGACGAAAGGCUCUAAUACCGGCAAAGACGUAACCGUUGCGCAUUAUGUAGAUAGCAACGCGUUCGCUAUUUAUAUGAGGGAAAAAAUAGAACAGUUACCGUUGCCUUUUUCAAUAAAAUUGUAUAUGAAUUACAACCGGAAAUUAUAAGCAAAUUAUCACGUUAUCAUUCUUAUUUAAAGAAAUACAUAACUUUUUAUUACGCAAUGAUCUUACGCUGUUUCUUUUUCUCGUGUAUGCGUUUAUUCGAAUUUACGUAAUCCGCACGAGUGUCCUGUGAGUGAUAUUUUCAAAAUAAACUAUAUCGCGUCUCGUAUCUUACGACGCUACUUAAUCGUCGCUGAUAUACCUUCUGCGAUCUACAGAUAAUGAUGAAUCAUUGAUAUAAGAUCUUUUGUCAGCGUCGAAUUAUCUAACGUUCCUAUAUCCUGCAAACAUUUUCUUUUUAACCCGUAAGUGUUCGCGUGGAGAUGUAACUCAAAUGUACCUAACGUACAAACUAUAAAUUUACUAAUACAAUAUAUUACGUAAUAAAAUAUUAUUAAAAAUAUGGAUUGACAUUAAUUUUUAAUGCUGAAAAGUUAUAUAUUAUUUUGUAUUUAAAACAUAAUUUAGUUCAUAAUUAUGUAUGAAAAAUGAAAAAUUUUGGAAAAUAUAGAUAAAUUAAAAUAUGAAUCAAAUUCAUCCCCACACGAGCACCUACAUAAAAAAAAGUUACGCGAGCACUUACAGGUUAAUCUUAUUAUUUUAUGAAAUGAAUAGAAACAAGGUAUAUAGAACUGUACAUGUACAAUUGGGAUAUUUAGGGAUGAGAUUAUUAAAAAGAUUAAAGUCUCAUAAUUUUAUAUAAA
Solenopsis invicta (red fire ant) is the source of this 3210-nucleotide messenger RNA. Its product is annotated as protein-L-isoaspartate O-methyltransferase domain-containing protein 1. Gene Ontology annotation, biological process: protein modification process. Gene Ontology annotation, molecular function: protein-L-isoaspartate (D-aspartate) O-methyltransferase activity. The coding region runs from base 806 to 2509 and encodes 567 amino acids. NCBI's taxonomy places the organism in Eukaryota, Metazoa, Arthropoda, Insecta, Hymenoptera, Formicidae. The record is from RefSeq and is a predicted model, not a curated record. The transcript has 5 exons. Gene Ontology annotation, cellular component: cytoplasm.